Penicillium waksmanii is the source of this 216-nucleotide messenger RNA. RefSeq lists its product as uncharacterized. The record is from RefSeq and is a predicted model, not a curated record. The coding region runs from base 1 to 216 and encodes 71 amino acids. NCBI's taxonomy places the organism in Eukaryota, Fungi, Ascomycota, Eurotiomycetes, Eurotiales, Aspergillaceae. The transcript has a single exon.
AUGAAGCAAGAUUGUGAUAUCAGCUUUGAUAUGCGAUCUCUCGUCAUCGGUAAAGUCGCCGUCGAGCGCCUCUUGCAAUGCGGUCGCGAGAUCUUCAUCCAGCAGUUUCCUCGACAGGCCGGCCACCCGGAAGACGUGCGACUUUCUUUGGCUAGCCUUCGUGAUUUGGACAUGCUUGGUGAUCGACUGGUGGAUGGACUGUGCGUCGUUUUUUGA